This is a messenger RNA of Plasmodium knowlesi strain H, 3054 nucleotides long. RefSeq names its product conserved Plasmodium protein, unknown function. The coding region runs from base 1 to 3054 and encodes 1017 amino acids. The transcript has a single exon. The record is from RefSeq and is a predicted model, not a curated record. Lineage: Eukaryota; Apicomplexa; Aconoidasida; Haemosporida; Plasmodiidae.
AUGGACACCCUACCUGACGUCGAAUCAGCCUUUCUAAUUUACAAUUUUGAAAACAGUCCAAUUCGAAAUGCAGAAAAAUCGAACAUUAUAAAGCAGUUUAACAAUAAAAUUAAGCGACAUGAAAAGGUCCUACUAAAUAGCCACUACAAACAUGUGAAUAAUUUUUCCUACUCUACAGAUAUAUUUCACAAUUUUUAUAAAAUAACAGAAUAUUAUCUUUUAAAAUAUGUUAACAGUAUCAUUAUUGAUUCUACCCUAUUUUUUAAGUGUGUUCACCAAGUAAAAAAUGGCUCCUCUUAUUUGGCUCAAAAUGAUGAGGAAAAAUUACAAGAGCGUUUUUGUCUAAAUGAGCAAGCUGAGGAGGGGACCAAAUUGUUGGGGAAUUCAGAAACGAAAAAUGAAGAUCCAGCCGACUUUACCUUCGAUUGUGUACUUCUGCGCAACUUUGUAGAAAAUUUCAAAAGGGUGAACAGUUCAAGUGUGCGAGUUUCCAAAACCAGUGGAAAGGAAAACAGAAGAGGAUCGUCGCACAAGAAAUAUGUUAGUAAAGAUGCAAACGGGGGAAGUACCACAAACAAUGCAGAAGCCAACCCAAGAGGAGGCAAAGAGGAACCUCAAAACUACCCUUUUAGAAAAUCCUUCCUGUAUGAACUGUGUGAAGUGUACAGCCACUCCCAUAACAAGAAAAAGAGAAUGAUAUGUAUUACAAAAAUAUUCCGCAAAAUUGUUAGCAGGAAGCAAAUUAGACAAUUUAUAUGCGAAAAUGACAAGAGGAAAAAAAAAAAUUACCUACGAUUUUUUCUGAAUUUAUCAUUGGGCAUUUUUAUAUACCUCUACAUGCACAAAUAUAUCAAAAAGAACUACAGAAAUGUGGAAUUUUUUAUAUUUUUGAAUAGCCCACAAAAUUUUCAAGAUAUAUAUGUCAACAUGGUACCCCAAAUGGAAAAGCAACAAAUUUGUAGCUUCAUCAAGUUUGUAAAGUUGCUAAACAUCCGGAUGUUUCGAUACCUCUACAUAACGUUUUUUGUGAAUAUAUACAAGUACGUUAACUUAAUAUAUAACGUCACGCUUUUGACGCUUUACAGCUAUUUUAAAUACUUAAAUGAGUGCAUAAAUGGUGGAAAGGAGUUAUUCUCACUGGAAAGGCAAGAACAAAUAGAGGAGGGAAACCACCUGACGGAAGUCCCCACACACAUACGCGCCAGUCACACAGCAUUGGAAGGAACAAGUAGCAGGAGGGAAAAAAGAGAACCGAGUGAAAUCGUAACAAAUGAGGAUAGCCAGGGUUUAUCACUUGGGAGAACCAUGCAAAACUACGGAAGCGGUUUGAAAGAAAGCGUAGACACAAAAAGCACUGCACCAAAUAUAUAUCAAAACUAUGAAAGGGUGAAUAGCGAAAUAGGUGAAAAAAAUACAAACGAACUGAAUAACAAAAGAGAAGCGGAAGAUACGUCAACUUGGAAUGGAAGACAAUACGACAACCCGGGCCCCGCUAACUACAGCGAAAAACAUACGCACGAAAUAAUCCUCAGCUGUUAUAUUUACCUUUUCAUAUUUUACCACUACAUAAGGGAAACCAGAAAAAAGAUGAAAUAUGAAAUUCUAAGAAUACAAAAUGAUGUUAAAAAAAUGAUUGCCUUAUUUCUUAAAAUAUAUGGCAUAAAUAAGAAAGGCAGUGAUGAUGAAAACAGGACGACGGGUGAGUGCAAGAAAGACGGGACAAUAGAUUUGCGGAGAAGUCUAACGAGUAGCGCGAAUACCACCCAACCUACUGUAGAUUCUGUUCAUUCCUUAUAUUUUAACUUCAUACAGAUGAGCAAAUGCUACAGAAGGUGCGUAAAGACGAAUUAUGAAUUGAUUAAAUCGGUUCACACGUUCCAUUUAUUAUUAAAACACUUUUACAAAUACUUCCCCAUUUUAAAUGUAAAAAAGGAUAAGUGCAUGAUAUAUAAUUAUUGGAACAAGCAUUUUAUACAUUACGCCAAAAGAGUUGAAAAAAAUGGACAAGUUGAAAAUGUAUUUUGUACGGAAGAAAAAAAUAGACAGAAAGGAAAUGGGAACCCCCCUUUGGACGUCUUUAAAAAUGUGAAUGAUUACGAGAUGGAUUUUUUUUACUUUCAUGAAAGGAAAAAGGAAGAAGAGGAAAUCAUCAUAGAUUUAGUGCAGAAGAGGGAAGAGGAAAAUCUGGACCAUUUAUUUGGAGCUGGUAAAGGAGACAAAGUUUCGUCUCCACAAUUUUCGCAGAUCGGUGAGGAGGCGCAGCCCCUAUACGAGAGCGAAGGCAAAAAUGAGCAAAAGGAUGAGCAGAAAGUUGAGCAGAAAGAUGAGCAGAAAGAUGAGCAGAAAGGUGAGCAGAAAGGUGAGCAAAAGGAUGAGCAGAAAAAUGAGGAGGAAAACGAUGAGGCAGACGAUAUGGAACCAUUGAAGAGGUUGUUCCUAAACUGCGUUAACAAUGGCCUAGAUGCUCUUCUUCUCAACGCUGGUACAGAAUUGGGGGGCACUGCGGGGAAAAUGGAACGAGACGGAUAUGCCUCAAUGGAGCACAUCCCAGACAGUGGCAAUAUUUUCCCUCCGGACGAUUCUCACAACGGUGCCAAUUUUUCUAGCCUAAGAAAGAGCCCCAUAUUGCAGCUUCUAAGAAGUAAUAUAAAAAUUUACCGAAAAAUAGAUACCAUGAUGGAAACCUUCUCUAGCAACAAAUUGGAAGGAACAAUAAAAAAUUGCCUGCAUGAUCUGAACAAAUAUAACAAGAGCGCUCUGGACAUUUACGACGAUUGCAUUUUCGACAUUCAAUACAAAAUUGAAAAAGAGCCCACUUUGGAAAGUGAAGAGUUAAGAAGAAACAAAAAGCUAUUACAAGUCAAAAUAUUCUUAGACUAUGAAAAACUGUAUACGAAAAAAACAGUUGAGACGCAAACACCUGUUUCUUUUUUUAGAAAAGAAAAGGUUAUUCAAAUUCCAAAGGAUGAAGGAGUUUCCACAACAUCGGAACAAUACAUACAGGCGAAAAGGGUGGCGAAUCCUAUUUUUUAUUUGAAAGAUAUAUAUGAUUAA